AUGGGUCUUCCACACGAGGAUCCACAACAACAUAUUCUGAAUUUCUUGAAGAUUAGUGAUACUUAUAUUACUAACGGGGUCACUCCAGAUUAUGUGAGGCUCACACUUUUUCCAUUCUCUUUGUUGGGAGAAGCUAAGCGAUGGCUAAAGGCAAAACCAGCUAAUUCCAUUACAUCACGAAAUGAUUUGGCAAGAAAAUUUCUGGCAAGUUUCUUCCCUUCAGGCAAAACUGCAAAGAUCAGAAGUGAGAUAGUUGCCUUCAAACAGAAAGUAGGGGAAUCUUUAUACUUAGCUUGGGAAAGGCUCAAGGGGCUACUCAGAGACUGUCCUCAUCACAAUCAGACGAAUGAAGUGUUAUCUCACACUUUCAUAGAAGGGCUCCAUCCCCAAACAAAAAUUAUAGUCGAUGCUGCAGCUGGAGGUCAACAAUCUGGAUUGGCAAGGAGAGCUGGGUCGGAACAUGGUACAAAAAUACCAGGGGUUCUUGAAUUAGAUGUUAUCUCAGCAUUGUUAGCACAUGUCUCUACGCUGACCAACCAAGUCAAUCAGAUGACCAUGAUCAUUAACAAGCAACAAGCCAAGCCAGUGCAACAAGUUCAAAUAUUUUGUGAAGUAUGUGGAGAGGGUCAAAUGAGCAAUCUAUGCCCAGCAAAUCCAGAGUCUGUAUAUUUUGUGUGUAAUGCAAAUCGAGGCCAAACAAAUCAGUAUGGGGACAACUACAAUCCCAAUAGGAGGAAUCACCCAAACUUCUCUUGUGGUGGAAAUCAAGGCAAUCAGAAUCAAUACCGGCCUCAAGCACUUCAACAAAAAUCCAGACCACCUCAGGCUGAACAACAAGCUAGCCUUGAAGGGAUGAUGAAGAAAUUGAUGGCCGACCAAGCCCAAAAUUCUAGACCAAUAGAGGCUCUUCCUAGUGAUACGAAGCCCAAUCCUAAAGCUCAAGUCAAUGCAGUUACCUUGAGAAAUGGAAGAGCAUUAGAAAAAGCUCCAAAGAAAAAGAAGAAUACAGCUUAUCAUGAAGGAGAAUUAGUUCCCAAGCCAGUUGAGGGGAAUGAGAAAGAUGAUAAAGCACCCAAGCCAGUAAUUGAGACUAGUCCACCACCUCCAUUUCCACAAAGACUGCAGAAGCAAAAAGAUGAUGCUAAGUACAAGAAAUUCCUAGAUAUUUUGAGCCAAGUGAGUGUGAAUUUGCCUUUGGUGAAAAUUUUGCAGGAAGUGCCUAAGUAUGCAAGGUAUCUCAGAGAUAUUGUGGCAAACAAACGAAGACAUGCAGAGUUCGAAACAGUUUCACUUACUGAAGAGUGCAGUGCCAGAGUUCAGAGUAAACUUCCUCCUAAGUUGAAGGAUCCUAGGAGUUUCACAAUUCCUUUGUCUCUUGGAAAACAAAAAGUUGGUAGAGGCCUGUAUGAUUUAGGGGCUAGUAUAAAUUUGAUGCCAUCCUCUUUGUUCAAGCAACUCGGAUUGGGGGUGCUUAGACCAACUACAAUCACUUUACAUUUAGUAGAUAGGUCACUAGUCAUGACAGAAGGAAUUAUUGAGGAUUUGUUAGUUCGAGUGGGAAAGUUUAUUCUUCCUGUUGAUUUUAUUAUUCUUGAUUACGAGGUAGAUGAGGAAGGGCCCAUUAUUUUUGGGCGACCAUUCUUAGCUACCGGUGAGCAAUUAUUGAUGUGA
Nicotiana tabacum (common tobacco) is the source of this 1671-nucleotide messenger RNA. The record is from RefSeq and is a predicted model, not a curated record. Lineage: Eukaryota; Viridiplantae; Streptophyta; Magnoliopsida; Solanales; Solanaceae.